CGAUCCGAUAUGUGAAAUAAAUCCCCGGCGCAGCUACACAAUCGGCCAUUUUGUCGGUGCAGGCCAUCAGCCGCAGAGGGCAGAGGGGCGUAUAGUCUUUACUAGUUACCUGGAAGACACAUCAAGAACAUCGCAAUAUGAACGAUACACUUGUUUCAUUCGCCAAGGAUUUCUUGGCCGGUGGUAUUUCUGCUGCCAUCUCCAAAACAGCCGUCGCCCCUAUUGAGAGAGUGAAGCUUCUCCUUCAGGUCCAGCAUGCCAGUAAGCAGAUCACAGCUGAUAAGCAGUACAAGGGUAUCAUGGACUGCGUUGUCCGUAUUCCCAAGGAGCAGGGAUUCCUUUCCUUCUGGAGAGGUAACCUUGCCAAUGUCAUCAGAUAUUUCCCCACCCAGGCCCUCAACUUUGCCUUCAAGGACAAGUACAAGAAGGUCUUCCUUGAUGGCGUCGACAAGCGCACGCAGUUCUGGAGGUACUUUGCUGGCAACCUGGCCUCUGGUGGUGCUGCUGGAGCCACCUCCCUCUGUUUCGUGUACCCCCUUGACUUCGCCCGUACCCGCCUGGCAGCUGAUGUGGGAAAGGCAGGAGCUGGGAGAGAGUUCUCAGGUCUGGGUGACUGCCUGGUUAAGAUCUUCAAGUCUGACGGCUUGAAAGGAUUGUACCAGGGCUUCAAUGUGUCUGUGCAGGGCAUCAUUAUCUACAGGGCUGCAUACUUCGGCAUCUAUGAUACAGCUAAGGGAAUGCUUCCAGACCCCAAAAACACCCACAUUGUGGUGAGCUGGAUGAUUGCACAGACUGUGACAGCCGUUGCUGGCCUGACCUCAUACCCCUUCGAUACUGUCCGUAGACGUAUGAUGAUGCAGUCCGGACGUAAAGGAGCUGAAAUCAUGUACACCGGGACCAUUGAUUGCUGGCGCAAGAUCGCACGCGAUGAGGGUGGUAAGGCUUUCUUCAAGGGAGCCUGGUCCAACGUGCUCAGAGGCAUGGGCGGCGCCUUUGUGCUGGUGUUGUACGAUGAGCUGAAGAAGGUCCUCUAAAUCUUCAUUGUCACAUCACUGUCCAAUUUGGCUAAAUGUAAUAACUUUCCAUUUCUACGGACUCUGCGUUCUGCCUUAUUUAUGGGAACAAACUUCUCACCAAUAGUGAGAGAUGGCUGUACGUUGUGCAUCUUUGAUUUUAAAACGUUCCACACCCUGUUUACCAAUGUCAUUCCUGUUUAAAAAGAAAUAUGAUACCUCCUCCUGUCAUUCACUAGGUUUGUAUGGUCCCAACUUGAAUAAAUUUAUUCUGGGGAACAAACUAAACAA
This is a messenger RNA of Haplochromis burtoni (Burton's mouthbrooder), 1304 nucleotides long. RefSeq lists its product as uncharacterized. The transcript has 4 exons. The coding region runs from base 138 to 1034 and encodes 298 amino acids. Gene Ontology annotation, biological process: mitochondrial ATP transmembrane transport; mitochondrial ADP transmembrane transport. Gene Ontology annotation, cellular component: mitochondrial inner membrane. The record is from RefSeq and is a predicted model, not a curated record. NCBI's taxonomy places the organism in Eukaryota, Metazoa, Chordata, Actinopteri, Cichliformes, Cichlidae. Gene Ontology annotation, molecular function: ATP:ADP antiporter activity.